Molecule: messenger RNA, 4038 nt
Organism: Lepidothrix coronata (blue-crowned manakin)
Lineage: Eukaryota; Metazoa; Chordata; Aves; Passeriformes; Pipridae
Gene: NAMPT
Product: nicotinamide phosphoribosyltransferase
Exons: 12
Coding region: 16-1803 (595 amino acids)
Biological process (GO): NAD+ biosynthetic process
Molecular function (GO): nicotinamide phosphoribosyltransferase activity
Source: RefSeq, a predicted model, not a curated record
UUAGCAGAGAGUGAGAUGACCAUCUUCCCAUCAUGGACGAGACGCCAUGACAGAAAUAAUGUAACGACUGUGACGGAGCACUGGAACAGAUUGCCCAGAGUGGCUGUGGAGCCUCCCUCACUGGAGACAUUCCAGAACCCUCCGGACACAAUCCUGUCCCACGUGCUCUGGGAUGACCCUGGCUGGGCAGGGAGGUUGGACCAGAUGAUCCGCUGUGGUCCCUUCCACCCUGACCCAUCCUAUCUGUAUUUGCUCCUUGUGCCAAAAGAAUGUUCUGUGGUCCCAGAACAAUUCAAACGAUGGAUAAACACGAUUCAGAAACCUCAAGUAUUUACUCGGAUUAGAAGACCAGCUACAAUUAUAGUUACACACUACAAGCAAUAUCCACCUAACACAAGCAAAGUAUAUUCCUACUUUGAAUGUCGUGAAAAGAAGACUGAAAAUUCCAAACUAAGGAAAGUGAAAUAUGAAGAAACUGUUUUUUAUGGUUUACAGUACAUUCUGAAUAAAUAUUUAAAAGGUAAAGUGGUGACCAAAGAGAAAAUCAAGGAAGCCAAAGAAGUAUAUAGGGAGCAUUUUCAAGAUGAUGUCUUCAAUGAAAAGGGAUGGAACUAUAUUCUGGAGAAAUAUGAUGGCCAUCUUCCUAUAGAAAUAAAGGCUGUUCCUGAGGGCUCUGUAAUUCCCAGAGGAAAUGUUCUUUUCACAGUAGAAAAUACAGAUCCAGAGUGCUACUGGCUUACAAAUUGGAUUGAGACUAUUCUUGUGCAGUCAUGGUAUCCAAUCACAGUGGCUACAAAUUCUAGAGAGCAGAAAAAGAUUUUGGCCAAAUAUUUGCUAGAGACUUCUGGCAGCUUAGAAGGACUGGAGUAUAAACUGCAUGACUUCGGCUACAGAGGAGUUUCUUCACAAGAGACUGCAGGCAUAGGAGCUUCAGCUCAUUUGGUGAACUUCAAAGGAACAGACACUGUAGCAGGAAUUGCAUUAAUUAAAAAGUACUAUGGUACAAAAGAUCCAGUUCCAGGAUAUUCUGUUCCAGCUGCUGAACACAGUACCAUAACAGCCUGGGGGAAAGAUCAUGAAAAAGAUGCUUUUGAACACAUAGUAACACAGUUUUCUUCAGUGCCUGUAUCUGUGGUUAGUGACAGCUACGACAUUUACAACGCUUGUGAAAAAAUAUGGGGUGAUGACCUAAGGCAUAUAAUUGAAGCCCGAAGUCCAGAGGCGCCACUUAUUAUUAGACCAGAUUCUGGGAAUCCCCUUGACACUGUUUUAAAGGUCUUGGAGAUCUUGGGGAAGAAGUUCCCCAUUACAGAAAAUUCAAAAGGCUACAAGUUAUUGCCACCAUAUCUCAGAGUUAUUCAAGGGGAUGGUGUGGAUAUCAACACGUUGCAAGAGGGGAUGCUGGUAGAACAGAUUGUGGAGGGAAUGAAGAAGAAUAAAUGGAGUAUUGAGAAUAUUGCCUUUGGAUCUGGUGGAGCUUUGUUGCAGAAACUAACGAGAGAUCUCUUAAACUGUUCCUUCAAAUGUAGUUACGUGGUGACCAACGGUCUUGGGGUAAAUGUCUUCAAGGAUCCCGUGGCCGAUCCCAACAAAAGGUCAAAGAAAGGACGGCUGUCGUUGCAUAGGACACCUACUGGAGAGUAUGUGACACUUGAAGAAGGCAAGGGAGAUCUUGAAGAGUAUGGACAGGACCUCCUUCACACUGUAUUUAAGAAUGGAAAGGUAACAAAGUCAUAUUCAUUUGAUGAAGUAAGACAAAAUGCCAGGCUGAAGAACAGUGAAUUACAAACAGCGUCUCACUAAGUUCCAUUCCAUGUCUGUGUAUGUGUGUGUGUAACAAGUUCGUACUGCAUACCUACUGGUUUAUUGUACAGAUUUGUGUGUUUGUGUUUUAUGACAUUGUAGCCAAAUUAUUUGUUGGUUUAUGGACAUACUGCCCUAUCUUUUGCCAGUCUUUAGAAGAUGAAAUCAGGAAACGGUACUUACAUUGUAAAACAUAUUUAAUGCUAAAGUGUGCUUUUUAGGGCCCUUUGCCAGUAGUGAUUCAAUCUGGUAUUGAUCUUUUCACAAAUGAGACAGAGCUGAGAAACUUUUUUAUAUAUAACAGAAUAUCACAAAAUGAAUUUACAUAAAAUUAUCAUGAUUGCUUUAUGUUUAUAUUUAACUUGUAUUUUUGUACAAACAAGAUUGUGUAAAAUAUAUUUAAAGUUUCAAUAAUUAAGUCUUUCCAACUUUUCAUGAUUUUUAUGAGCACAGACUUUCAAGAAAAUAUUUAGUGGGGGGGGAAUCCAUUGCCUUUUGUCCAUUAAUCAGCAAAUAAAACAUGGCCUUAAAGUUUGUUGUGACAUUGUUCCAUUUGACAACUAAAUCAGGACUCGUAUCUCCUUAAGAUCCCAUAGAGUUGCUGACCACACCAUUUCUUGUAGUUGUCUGUAUUAGUAAAUCUGCAUUAAGCAAAAUUACUGUUCUUACUAGAAGGCUUAGGUACUACAGAUCUUGCUAGCACAGUAAGGUUUGUAAGUGAAAUGCCAAAUUUGAAAGGAUUCUCUACUGCAACUUAACUUGCCAGGUCUAUCCCACUUGGUAUAUGCACCUCAAUAUUUUAAGAGUAAAGUUUUUAAGAGAUCUCCUCUUCCACUAUAGAAUAUAUGUGUAAAAUACUGAAAUAUGGAAGCGGUGUAUUUUAAAGUAAUUACACUUCUGGGUUUAUUUUUCAUAUACUGUAAGUGACAUGACUUUAAAGCAAAAUACUGGACUGGGUAGUGCACUUUUUUACUUUUUUGUAUUUUUUUCAUUGAUUUGCCUUUUGUCAGACUGGAUGUUAAAUUGUAAAAAUGUUUAACUAUUUUUGUUAACAACUUUAAUAAAAGUCUAUGCUAGCCAAACUCCUACAUGAACGGCAGACCUGUUUCCCCUUCUCGCCCCAUCUCUUUGGGAUGAGGAGGGGCUUUUAUUCUGCAGAGGGUAGCUGUAAAACAAUAUGUUUGAGAUAUAGCUUUGAACUGUCUGCACUUGAUUGUAUUUGCUCUCUGCAUAUGCUUGAUAUGAGUAUCUGCUGGAAAACAAAACUGUUGAGGAUUUUAUUUGAGAAGCUAUGUAGUAACCUCUGACAUGUUUGAUAGUACUGUAGGAUGGCUCUCACUAGAAAAGUACCUCCCUUAGAAACAAAAAGCUACAGCAAAAGCAAACAGCUCCUGUUAUGCUGGUAAUCAGCUAUCAGCCAAUGGCUUAAUAUGCUGAUAUAAUUAAUGCUUCUAAUUAGUAAAGAAUGUUACUGAAAAAUGUUAGGGGUCCUCUAAAAUAAUUUAAACAUACAAAAUUUUAUAAAAUGUGCUUUUAGAGGAAGCUUGAAAAGCCAUACUUCAUUAUUCCUAUUCUCUCACCAAAAAGGGCCACAUCAAAGCAUCCAUAAUAUUUCUAGGGUUUGUGGUUAAGAUGUUUAUGCCCAGUCUCAAUAGUUCUUGUUAAUAAAAACCUGUUUCUCACUUGUAGUGUAUGUAAUUAUACAUUUAAGUGAUGUAUUGUUUCAAAAAUAGUGUUUUAGUAAGACUCUAAAUGCUGACCUUUCACACUGAGGAACUGCCUUCCCUUUGCUAUUAAUUAUAUAGUUUGGUUUUGGCCAGGAAAGGUUUUGAAUCUGGACCUAGGAUCAGUAGCAGGUAUUUCACUCUAGGAUCAGUAGCAGGUAAAUAGUACAGAGCCUAUUUCACUCCUCCACAUGUGUACUAGGGAAUUCUAUGAUGUAUGGUUUAAAAAACAAUAAAGUAAAUGCUGCUUUCAUUCUGUACCAAUAAAAAUUUUGAUAACUAUUGACUACCCAUAACUGAUAUUUUUGUACUUGAGAACUGAGGAUAUACUGUGGAAGCACUGUUUUCUUGUGUACCAUGAAAUACGUUAGUAAUUGUUCAGUAUUGUCUAAAACUUUCAGCUUAUUAGUUGGAAACUCAAAGCAAAUUCUCUAUUUGUGCAUGUCACUUUCGGAAGGUUGUAACGUCACUCAUUUUAUUAAAUGUUAAUAUCUCUAAAAGGGAAAAAAGA